CGACCGAACGCCAGACAGUCACUGUUCUUACCACAGGGAGGACGCACAAACCUGCUCUCCUGUGAUCUCCUCGCCACCGUUUCUGAAUCACUUAGACUCCUUUUCUUUGGAUACUCCGCUACCAGUGAUCUUGAAAAGGGAUUAAUCCCAAGUGCAAAGCAUAACAUCUCUUGUGUGUUCUCCUCGCACGCGUGUUCUUUCUGAGUGAAGGAAAGAUAGCGAUAAGCCUUAACAACGGAGCAUAUACCACACUGCCUGCAAAAUGUUGUACGAUUCCGUGGACACAUACUGCCACACCGGCCUUGAUGACAACAGCGUGAGGAUGAACAAACACGACGAACUAUCGGACUUCUCGUCGCAGUCGAUCCUGUGCGCCAUGGACCGCUUCGUCAAGGCGGUCAACAACAUGAACGAGACUGUCAUGGUGCCGUGCAGGUUGUUAGACAUGGAGGUCGAGAACAAGUCGACCGGCGAGAAGGUGCCCGUGCUGCUGCGCAGCGGCGGCAACCCCUACAGCUUCUACUCGGUGCUCAACUCCGUCAAGAACGACCUGAUUUGGGGCCCCACCUCCAAUGACGACGACGACAAUGAAAACAGCGCCAGCACAACCAAUAACACGCGGUGGUCCGACCCAGUCACCGUCAGCAGCGCCGCCAGCACCGCGUCGUCGUCGUCGUCGUCGUCGUCCGGGCACGUGAAGGGCCACAUGCGGCGCCAGAGCACGCUGUCCAUGAUCUCCGUGUCGUCGAACGCCUCGGACGGCGACAGCGAGGGCGGCUGCGACGGCAGCGAGGGCGGAGACUCGGGCGUGGAGGCGGAGGACAUGACACCUGAGCUGACUGCAGCCGCGCUCACCAACAACCUCCGCACGCACCUCCUCGGCCUCCACACCUGCCUCUCCAACCUCACGGACACCGCGGCCUUCAUCACCGAGCGCUACCAGGAGGAGGUCAAUGUCUAGGACGCCCCCCCCCCCCCCCCUCGUCGCCAAGAGGGCGCAGGGAACCGUCUCCAGCUUCAGCCCUCAGCCCUGAGUCACAAAGACCAAGAGUUUAACGAAGAAGAAGAAGAAAAGAAGUGAAAAGAAGACGAGGAGAAACCAGAAAUCUCCUCCUCCCUCUCUUCAGGCGACGCAGGGUUUCAGGGGAAAGAGGGAGCGGGAAGACAAGCGGCCUUCCUCCUCCUCCUCCUCCCUUCCGGUCAGUGCAGAGCAAGGUCCCGCAUACCCCUUCCCUCUCCCCUAUCCCUCCCUCUUCCUGUCCCCUCCAUUCUUCCCCUAUUCACGCACUGUCCCGUGUCCCGUGAGAAGGGCUUUUAAACCGCCACUCGCCCCCUUCCCCUCCCUCUCUUCCUGGCGAGUGGCUUAGCACACAUUAGCAAAGAGCAGCUCUCGGGGUGUCACGACGUCACCACGACUUCCCCCACCCCGAAGGAGCCGCAAGAGGGGGCUGGACCCCUUCAUCUCGUCUGUGAUAUGAAGCGCGCGCGCGCACCCGCACUGUUUCGUCUCGUUUCCGGCUCUCGCAUUCAUGCACAGAGGCGCACAAGCAUAGGGUAGACCGCCGUCCUGCUCUCCACAGCGAAGGCGGAGGUGAAGAAUGCGUCGAAGUGCACAAAUGCCUUUCCUUGCCGUUCACGCCUCUCUCUCUCUCUCUUGGUUAUCCUCUCUCCCUCCCAUGCCUUUCCUUCCGUCCUUCCUCGCCUCCCUCACGCCCUAACCCAGAAGCUUCCCGGCCCCAUGUCAAAGAGAAGAAUUUAAAUCAGAAGAAAAGAGAGAGAAAAAGAAAAUCAGAUAGAAGUAAAGUAAAAGCUUUCCGUGAGAGCCUAACGAAGGGAAAGAAGGAAUUCCUGACGAAGAAACGUGAAAAGCUUUUCUUCCCGACGAAGGAAAGGAAAAAAAAAAAAAAAACUGGACCAAUAUCUUAUUUUCUUUUAAGUGUUUGCGCUCCACGGCGAAUUUGUGUCUCGCUGUGGUAACCUGGCGCCCCAAAGUAUAUAUGUGUGUGGGUAAUAUGUGAAGGCCGUGGCGGGCUCUCUAUAUCAAUCUAUCGUUCAGUUUAUUCAUUCAUCUCUAUGUAUCAGAUCUGUCUAUCGAAAUUCUAAGUCAACCUUCGUGCAAGUUGUCUACAUUUGGCCAUCCAUCGAUCAGACCCUUGGGCAUCUUCCAGUGUCGGGGUGCGCGUGUGUACGCGUUUUAAUUUCCAGUGUAUAUCUAAGGAUUAUCUAUUGUAUAUGAUUAAAAAUCCUUCAGUGAGAUAACAUACAUACCACAAUUCCCUCCUUGGAUUAAACUGUGUGCGUAUGUGUACGUGGAACUUGAUGUGUACAUAGAGAGAGUCCAUCACACCUGCCACUUUAAGGGAAUUACAAUUAUAAUUAUUGUUGUAGUGUUAUUACUGUAAUUAUUAUUAUUAUUUUUAUUUUGUAUUGUAUUGAUUUAAUAAAUAUAGAUAUUUCGUAUA
Molecule: messenger RNA, 2462 nt
Organism: Penaeus chinensis
Lineage: Eukaryota; Metazoa; Arthropoda; Malacostraca; Decapoda; Penaeidae
Product: mid1-interacting protein 1-like
Exons: 3
Coding region: 263-961 (232 amino acids)
Biological process (GO): regulation of lipid biosynthetic process
Cellular component (GO): cytosol
Source: RefSeq, a predicted model, not a curated record